Molecule: messenger RNA, 17831 nt
Organism: Pelobates cultripes (western spadefoot toad)
Lineage: Eukaryota; Metazoa; Chordata; Amphibia; Anura; Pelobatidae
Source: the annotation of a GenBank genome assembly
GGUACACACUCAUUCCAACUUCCAUGAUUUUAGGAUUUGGAGGCGCUCCCUUGUGGGCUGCAAAAUGCACAUACCUUACAGUGAGUGGAAAUCGAUAUGCGGAGAAAUCAGGAAAGGUCGCAAAAGAUAUUGUCAAUCAAUAUUUUGGACUUUUUUUUCUUAUAUUCCAAUCAUCUGGUGUAUGGGGGAAUCUGAUCUCUUCAUUAAUAUUUGGCCAAACACCAACUACAGGUAAGAGCUAAGUAGAGUAUUCUGCCAAUAUACUUUUUUUGGUUAAAUAUUUUCAGUUUUCUCGUCAUAUAUAGGUCAGACAAGAAAUGUAACAGAUACAUUGACACUCUAAAAUAAACAGUGUUUGUAUUUAAAUAAAUAAAGAUCGAGAGGAGAUAUAUGAUAGUGAAGUGUUUAUUAUUUAAAAAUAAUCUGUGGUCUCUGGACACAUCAUAAACCAAAUGACAGAAGGUCAAGGAGUUUAUUGGCGACCUUUUCCCCUAACACGUUAAGUUUAUUACUGACUAUUUCUAGAUACUUUUUUCAGAUGUACAAUGUAUGAGUGCAUAAAUAGUAUAACUAACAUGACAUUUAUUACUUCUCUGAAUAGGUUACAACUUGAGUACUUCAAGCUAUGAACAUUGUGGGGCAAAUGACUGUCCAUAUUUGAAUAUUACUAAUGCAAAUUCUGCAAGUUCAACACAACCAACACAGAGCUUAAAAUAUACUCUUUUAGGAAUAUAUACAGGUAAAAAUGAUAUACCUCUUUAUGAACAUUGGUAACUGUGGCAAACCUAGCCACUUAUACUAACAUGGACUAUAUGUUUAAAAAGGUUGCCUGUAUUCUUAUUGUAAUUUCUUAUAUUCCCUGGCUGUACCCUGCAUAUUAUUGUAUGUUACAUUGACUUCGUCAGCUAGCUGCCAAACGCAGAUAGCAUUCAUGUGUUUCGUUUCACGAACAGCACCUUUGCAGGCUGUUCGUGAACCGAAUGAGCUAUCCCUUAAUAGCCCACACAGAGAGGGACGUGUGGCGCUCAUUAACCGAUUGCAACAACGCUGCAAUCGGUAAUUAGAGGCUUUCCUAGGUGGCCGUCGUUUGGCUACUGACCACGCGGCGGUCAGCCAUCUUGGAUCCUUUGUCUCCCCAGCGGUGUUUGGUCAUCGAGCGCGUGGUACUGAAAACGGCUACGGCGCAAACACCGCUGGGCUUCCAGGCCAUUCGGGAGCUCCGGUCUUUUCGCCAUUAGGGUUCCCCAUCGGUGUUCGGUACUUUGGGUCGAACUCUAUGGCAAAGUGUAUUUCGUGUGGCAUUCGGUUGUUUUAGCUGGGAUCUGAGUGGUAUUCUCAUGAACUGUGCACUCAGACCCCAGCUAUCUACCAAACAUCCAUUCGUUUAAAUCUACCGAGUAUUGUAAAAGUUAUGGAUUUUAAUGUGAAUUGUCGGUUCUGCGGCACGGAGGGAUAAUCCACUUAACGGUACAGUCCAGUGGGAGUAUCCCUCUCGUGCAGCAGUGCCUGAUGGGAGAAAUGCUCUGUGAUUUAAGUUUGCCAUGUAGUCCACUCCUGUAAUACCCCUGUGAUGUGACUCAGGAAACCCCUUGCAUGGGGAAUUGUAUAAAUACUGGAGCGUGUGAAUAAAGACCUCAGUUGACUCCCAGAACUGUGUUUAGUCCGGUUACUGGGGGAUUUGGGACAUUGCCUUACUUUUCAGCGCUUGACUGUGGAUUACCUUCUGUACCAGCGGAGUUCGUGGGAUUUAAUAUUGCCGCUCCGCUACAGUAACCAUAUGCAAAACUACAAUGGGUAAUAAGAGUGUGCCUAAAAAGUUUAAGAGACUACAUGGUAUUCCUCUAUUGUGCAGUAUUUGAACAGCAUCUGCCAACUCUUACAUUGUAGUCACAUAUAAAUAGAUAAAUGAAAAAUAAUCAAACAUUCUUGUUCAUUAUUAUUUGUUAGACAUAUAUUAGCUUUUCUAUGAAUGCAGCAUUCAGAAACGCCAACAGAAUGUAAAAAUAAUGUCUUUAUAUGGGUAUAAUGCCAACCUACAGUAAGUACAAAAACACUAAACAUUUGUAUAAAACACAGCAUUGAUGACUCCUAUUACAGCAUGUAGGAAUCCCCAAAGUGUGUAUUUUGAGCUCGCAUUCUCUUUUCAGAGAAAAUGCAGUAUUUACAAUACAGCCUAAGGACACCUCCAGUGGCCACUCCUCACUGGCCACUGGAAGUGCUUCCUGGGUCAGUGCUGCACAGUGUGCUGCACUGACAUUGUGUCUCCAUGCUCUGCUUGGAGAUGCUGAACUUUCCCCACAGAGAUGCAUUUAUUCAAUGCAUCUCUACAGGGCCGCCAUGAGAAAUUCUGGGGCCCCUAACACAGCUCUAGGUCUGGGUCCCCGGGUGCCCACCUCCAAUCCCACCUCCAAAUCCUGCCCACAGGAAUACACACACACACAGACACAAAAUGACACAGACACACACACAGAAAGAUACACAAAUGCUGAAACAGACAUACACACAUACAGGCAUACUGACACACAUAUGCUGAAACAGACACACACAUAUACAGACACACACAUUCAUAAGGAGAUACACACACACAUACACUGACGUACAUACAUACUCGCAUACUGACACACACACAUACAUACUGACAGACAUACAUGCAUACUGACAUACAUACACACAUUCAUACUGAUAUAUACAUACAUACAGGCAUACACACACACACAUAGAUAUAUACCCACAUACAUACUGACAUACAUACAUACACAUACAUACAUAGAUACACACAUACAUACUGACAGAUAUAUACAUACAUACAUACUGACAUACACACACACACAGACAUACUUACAUACAUACAUACUGACAUACACACAUACUGACAAACUGACAUACAGACACAUACAUACAUUCUGAUAUAUACCUCAUUUUUAAGCCACCCUCCUAUUCCUUACCUUUAAGUUGCAGGAGGGUGGCUGGGGAUGAUGGGAGCGGAUUCCUCUUCUCUGCAGUCUCUCCCCUUCCCGUGAUGAGUAAGCUGGGAGGAAGUGGCCGGCCAUCACUUCCUCCCAGCAGCAUUUGCGGUGCAACCGCAUUUUUUUUUUUUUUAAAGGGGCCCGGUCCUAUUAAAGCGCUGACCACCCCCUGAAGAUAUAGGGCUCAUUGGGUGGCCCUAAAUGCACCUGCGGCAGUUUCGCAGCUCCACGUAGGGCCUGGGCCGUCAUGGUUGUCACCCCCUGAUGGCGGCUCUGCAUAUCUCUGAGGAUAUGCUGAUUAGCCAGAACAGUAUUUGGAUCCACUCCCAGCCCAUCUCGUUGGCUGAGAUAAUCAGAAUUGACCAUCUCAGCAUUGUAGGAAAGCAUUGUAUUGGCUGAGAUUGUCAAUUCUUAUGAUGUCAGGCAAGGAGGUGGUUUGCGGAUGGAGCCAGCACCAGUGGACCCACGUGGGCUGGAAAUAGGUAAGUUUUUACUAGCUUUAGGGGAAACCAGGGGGAUAAUAGUUAGUUUAACACUACAGGGUCAAAAAUGCGCAAUUGUGUUCCAGCCCUAUAUUGCUCCUUUAAGGUUUUUAGUGAUCAUCCCACAAUAUGAUGUCUGAAAACUAUACAAUGUUACAGUUGAACUGAAUGAAAAAUCAUGGGUACGUUUCAGUAUAUUUUACUUUGCUAUCACAUAGAGUUUUGUCACAUUGCAUCCUAUCAUCCUAUACCUUUAAUCCAUUUUUAAUCACUCUAGCAGUUUACAACUCUACCUUUAUAUCUUGCUCUUUCAGUAAUACCAUGACUGAACUAUAGCUAUCUAUGGAGCUACAGUCCUAAUACUUUAUUGUAAAUUCUUCUAGCAAACUAUAGAAGUUUAUUUUACCCCACUCCCCUUAGAAUGUAACUUAUUUGAGAGAGCCCUCAGCAGCUUCUGCUUCUGUUCGUCCGACGUGUUUUGUUUCCAGUUCUUGAUUUCUGGUCCACCUAUUUAACAGUGCUGCAGCAUUUGUUGGGUUUUAUAAAUGAUAGCAGUGAUAACAUUUGUCUCCUGUGUAGAAUAUUGCAUACCUCUCCUGACAGACACAAAAGUGUUGCACCAGUUGUGUGGUCAAAUGGAACCCCAAUCCCUAAUAGAUAUUUAUAUAUGUUAAGUAGUGAUGUCCCGAACGGUUCGCGAACGGUUCACCGCGAACUCAUCAUUCCAGGUCAGCUCACUAAGAAUGCAGCUUCAAAAUGGAUGCUGUCCAGGAGGUGGGAGGGUCUGGGAGGGAGGGUCUGCUGCUGAUUGGCUGGAAUGAUGAGUCCGUGGCGAACCGUUCGUGGCGAACCGUUCACGAACCGUUCGCGAACCGUUCGGGACAUCACUAAUGUUAAGUAUAUAUAUUUUCUACUGACUUUUUGUUAUUUGAUUUGCCAUCAUGAGUUAUCACAAUGUAAAAGCUAGUAUUUUUUAGUUAAAACAGUUUGUAUCACUAUGAACUAGCCCACUAAAACUGUAGAAUAAGUAAAACACCAAUAUAAUUUAUGACGUACUAUGUAACUUUUCUUUACAUAAUAUGAUAGCCGAUGUAGAGAGAAAUAAAAACCUAAACAUAGAUUUCAUCAGGAACCACUAGGUGGCAUAAAAGGAAAAGAUAAGCAAGCACAAAUUAAAACCAAAUUUCAACACAAUUUAAAAAAAAGUGGUAAUAGAGUGAAUGCCGGAAUUGUAAGUGUAUACUUAGAUAUAGUUAUAUUUGUUUACUAUAAAUCGUACGAUAUUUUAAUCAAAUAUACAAGCUUUAGGAAUGCAAUUGAAAUGGGGGGAUAUGAUAGAAACAUUUAAAUAUAUAAAGGGAAUCAACACAGUAAAGGUGGAGACUAUAUUUAAAAGAAGAAAAACUACCACAACAAGAGGACAUAGUCUUAAAUUAGAGGGACAAAGGUUUUAAAAAUAAUAUCAGGAAGUAUUACUUUACUGAGAGGGUAGUGGAUGCAUGGAAUAGCCUUCCAGCUGAAGUGGUAGAGGUUAACACAGUAAAAGGAGUUUAAGCAUGCGUGGGAUAGGCAUAAGGCUAUCCUAACUAUAAGAUAAGACUAGGGACUAAUGAAAGUAUUUAGAAAAUUGGGCAGACUAGAUGGGCCGAAUGGUUCUUAUCUGCCGUCACAUUCUAUGUUUCUAUGUUUCUAUGUUUCUAUGAAAUGAAGAAGCAUAUAUUAAGAGUACAAAUUAAUCUGCUAUUUUAGGGUCAAGAGGGAAUUUUUUUCAUAAUUUGUUGCAAAAUUGGAAGUGCUUCAAACUGAGAUUUUUUUGCCCUUAUUUGGAUCAACAACAAAAAAUAAAAUAUGAGGAAGGCGGAACUUGAUGGACACAUGUCUCUUUUCAGCCUAUGUUACUAUGUAACUAUGAAAUCAGUAAUGCAAGGCUUUUUUGGUACAGCGUGGAAUUCGGUACAAAUGGAAAGCCUACAUGUCGCUCAUGAAUGCAUAUGCAAAGUCUGAGAGUCAUAAAUUUGUGUUCCUGUGUCUACAUAUACAGGCCAUUUUGUGACUGUUGUAACAAUACUUUUUGUCACUCUGUUGUAAUACUUUUAAUUAAAGAACCCCUGCACAACCAAAAAGCACUUCAGCUUGAUGAAGUUCAUUAUGGGUCUGGGGUAUCCUAGUUUAACCCCAGUUUAUAAAAGUGCCGAUUACUAUGACAUUUCUAUGAUUUUUUUUUUUUAAAUGACUAGGAAACACCCCCCUGGCUGUCAAUCAAACAGCCAGGGAGGUUUUCAGUCUCCUUCCAUUAACUCGCCUGAGCUAACGGAAGUGGCAGGCACUUUCUUCAGCGUACCUGCCUCCUUACACACAGACCUCAGACUAGCUCUUUAACUCCACAGACUUCAGACCUCAGCUUUUGGAAGCUAUUUAAAGAUCUACUCCCAAUGAAUACAUGCAUGAAAAAUUUAAAUUUCUACUAAACAGUGAUUUAUUUGGUCAGUGGAGUGUUUCUUUAAUAUUUUCUGCAACGUUGACACAGUAUAGAUAUUUAACUGUUCUUGUACCGGAGAGCUGGUAUUUCCCAGGUUAUCUCCACUAAAGAUCCCAGUGAGGCUCAGGAACAAGCAAUAAAAUCCCAUAUAACAAUAGUCACAGCAAGCAAGGUAAUCCACGAAUAUCCCAAUACAGAUCCCAAUAACUGGACGACAAACAGCAUCAGGAGCAGAACUGAUGUUUAAUCCCUCCUUUUAAGCAAUUCUCCCAUGCAAAAGAGACACCCACCAUAAUUAUUACAAUAACCAAUCGGGUACAAGGUACAACCCACACAUCUCCUCCCCUCAGAUAAACAUUUAACAUAAUUAAACGGUACACAAUUUUCCCCAAGUUCUAGAUGUACCCCAAAUACAUAAGGUACACCCCUAAAUAUCCCCUGAUAGCCCUGAUGGUAUCCCCUGAUAGCCCUAAACUGGGUGAGCAACAUACUCAAAAAUUACCCAGAUCGGACCGAGGGUUCAGGAGUUAUGGAGGUGUAAAGUUUUGACUGACCGCACAGGCAACAGUAGCCGAAAACAGUUCCAUGAGUUUUGGCCUUGCGGUCGGUCACUUUUUGUGUCUAAGAAGUCCCGAACUUAAUGCCAUCCAGAGCUGUGUUUGCAUUCGGAUGAAUCCCCUUGUUCGUGGGAUUCAAACUACCAAAUGGCAGGCCGUUCAGGAGUUUCUAUCAGUCUCUUCCAUAGCUCUGGAGGUCUCAGCGGUGUUUGCUCAGUCGAGUGUCUGAUUUUAGUUCCAGACACUCGACAGCAAAACACCGCUGUUCGCCGCCACGUGUUUGGCUCCCGAAAUGGCGGCCACCCAGGGACUUUAACAACGAGUUCGUGCUUUUCAAUGGGAAAUUCAAUAAAGCGAACAGGGGGGUAAAUUACAGCCACCCUUCACAUCAGGGUGGCCUGGUUAUUCGAUAGUUUUACUCAUAUAAUAAACGGAGUGAAACUACCGAAUAAUCAGAUGAAUACUGCAUAUAAUGGGAAUACAGAGAGUAAGAAUUACACGAAAGCAUGUUAGAACACUUAAGUUUUGUGGACAGCUCAAUGCCAUGUGCUACAGUUCUUUCAAAUGAAGCAGUCAUUUUGUAUACAAGACUGCUAGACUGCUCUAAUUUUGGUUUGAUAUUUUUUUAUCUGAAGGCUGCACUGCGGCUAUUAUUACACAACAAGAUGAUGCAUUUAUUUAUAUAUACACAAAUGCCGUCCACUGUAUAUAGACAUUAUUAAAAAUACGGUGUACUUCUCGAAGUUAAAAAAUACCAAAUGCAUUUCUGUGAAACGUUUACAAUGUUUAAGCUCCACCUUUGCCUUUUUAAAGAUCAAACAAUACUCAAAAUGCCUCAAAUAUAUAUAUACAUAUAGGUGUAGCAGUCACCCCGGUGAGUAGAGGGGUUUCCACCGCAAGAGACGUCCUUUCCACCUAGUGUGACUAUAAUAUAUAGUAUUCCAAGUAGUCAUCCAAGCAGUGGCGUCGCUGGGAGGGGGCAUGGGCCCCCACCUACAUCAUGCUGUGCUCCCCCUUGUGCCCCCCAAAUGCUGGCAACUUGCUGGCCAUGUUCUUAAAUUCUAUUCCCUCGGACUGUAACACUCUGUGACAGCCCGAGGGAAUGAAGUCUGUGUGUGUGUGGAUGGACUCAGCAGUCUCUGUGUGUGUAUGGACUUAGCAGUCUGUGUGUCUGUUUGUGUGUGUAUGGACUCAGCAGUCUGUGUGUGUGUCUGUGUGUAUGUAUGGACUCGGCAGUUUGUGUGUGUUUGUGUCUGUGUGUGUGUGUCUGUGUGUGUGUGUAUGUACUCAGCAGAUGGUGUGUAUGGACUCAGCAGUCUGUGUGUGUAUGUGUGUGUGUAUGCACUCAGCAGUCUGUGUGUGUGUGUGUGUGUCUGUGUGUGUAUGGACUCAGCAGUCUGUAUGUGUGUAUGGACUUAGAAGUAUGUGUGGAUUCAGCAGUCUGCGUUUGUGUGUUUGUGUAUGGACUCAGCAGUCUCUGUGUGUGUGUGUGUGUGUAUGGACUCAGCAGUCUGUCUGUGUGUGUCUGUCUGUGUGUGUGUGUGUGGACUCAGCAGUGUAUGUAUGGACUCAGCAGUCUGUGUGUGUGUGUAUAUGGACUGUGUAUAUGGAUAUAGUGCCAACUAUGGCACUGUAUCAAGGGAAAUGUGUUUGUUUUUUAAUAACCCCUGGUGGAAAAUAAUGAAUCCUCCACCAGGGAUUAUAAAAAUAAAAAAAAACACAUUGUAUCAGGGGUGGGGCUUAACAUGCGGUACGGGGUGGGGUCAAACUGCGGCGAGGGCGGGGUUAAAUGUGUCCCCCUACUUUUGUCCCUGGCCCACCAUGUGUCCCCCCUAAAAAUGAAUCCUAGAGACACCAUUGCAUUCAAGCAGUAAGAGAAGCAGGUAUAAUGGGACUUUAAUGGGAGUCACAGCUGGCCUUCUAUGCAAGUCCCCAUGCAAGGGGUGUCUGGUGACAUAUUCCAGGGGCAUUCCCCAUUGGACCUGAGAGGGGACAGCCACAUAAGCACACACAUAAUUACAUUACCUCUCAGGUCCAGGACAUGCAUAAUAAAAAUACCCUAAAAUAUAUACUUAACAAUGAAGUACCCCUCGGAUAGCCUGGAUCUGAGCGCCCAACAUAUUUCGAAAUCACUCAUCCCAUGAAUGUAGCUGAAACGCCACUGGGGUAUAAUUUAGACCUACUGCCCACAAGGUGCCUGCCCAAAAUACUCCCUAGUUCCAUGCAUUAAGGCAGUCGGUCUCUUUCUGGAGUAAAAUACAUCACAUAUAAAUAUCAGUUCGUGCGUACGUUCCCAUAGUCUCUUUAGUUCGAGGAAUGUUUUCACUGAAAGCCAUUCUGUUCAUAAGAAUAUUGUCGAACAUCAGUAGGGAUGGAAGUUUCAGCGUUGUUCGUGCCGUUGAGUGUCCGAUUUUAGUUCCAUACCUUCGAUGACCAAACACAGCUGGCCGUGUUUGUAUCUCAAGAUGGCCAUCACCACGUGUUCGCACAUAUGAACAACAACCAUCCAGCUGACCGCUUAGAAUGUUGAGGUGUUUGUGGUUAUGGAGGUGUAAGUAGAGGUUAAUGGGGUUAAAAAGUGGCACACUCCACAUCUAGGUGGUCGGUCGUUCGGUAGUUUAUUCAUUAUUCGAAUGGGACAAUGUUAAUAUAGGGAAUAAACGUAUUUCACAGAACAAACAGAUGAAGGGAAUAAAAACUGUAAAAUCAGGGACAGGGAGAUCUGUCACAUUGCUCCCUCCUUGUGGAACACUCCGGCAGAACCGGUUUUACCUUUUUCAGGUCAACUUGGGGAUGUCCAGAUUUUUGCUACGUGCUGAGCUCCAUUUGACAGGACAAACCGUCAGCGUUGCCAUUCUGCUUACCGGGCUUAUUGUUAAUCCCCACAUUCACAAUGCCAGAUCCAGCUCCCCAGUUAAGGUUAACGCAUUUGAAAUGAAGAAGCAUAUAUUAAGAGUACAAAUUCAUUUGAUAUUUUGGGUCAAGAGCAAAUAGUGCUUCAAAUUGAGAUUUUUUGCCCUUAUUUGGAUCAACAGCAAAAAAUGUUGGAAGGCUGAACUUGAUGGACACAUGUCUCUUUUCAGCCUAUGUUACUAUGUAAUUAAGGAAUCAGUAAUGCAGGGCUUUUUUGGUACAGCGUGUAAUUUGGUAGUAGGGAGACGCACUUCCAAUUUUGCAACAAAUUAUGAAACAAAUUUGCUCUUGACCCAAAAUAGCAAAUUAAUUUCUACUCUUAAUAUAUGCUUCUUCAUUUCAAAUGCGUUCACCUUAACUGGGGAGCUGGAUCCGGCAUUGUGAAUUUGGGGAUUAUGGACAACUUGCCUGCAGAAGUUUUACUGGGGAAUUAUCUAGGAAUUACAAAAAAAAGCCUUGCAUUGCUGAUUCCUUAGUUACAUAGUAACAUAGGCUGAAAAGAGACAUGUGUCCAUCAAGUUCAGCCUUCCUCGUAUUUUAUUUUUUGCUGUUGAUCCAAAUAAGGGCAAAAAAUCUCAGUUUGAAGCACUUCCGAUUUUGCAACAAAUUAUGAAACUACUGUUUGUCCAGUGCAUUCCUUGUUGCUCACCAUGUGUCUUUGCACUAGAGUCAGGGUAGCUCCAUUGUCCCGUAAGGUUGGUUCUGUUGGAACCUAGGGGGUGCGCAGUAGCGAGGAGGACCUAGGGGAACCGGAGCACGGAACUCUGGGCGAGGAGGGGGUCUUUUAGUGGUCUGUUCCAUGCGCCUGUUGUCGGUGUAUUCAUCUGCCUGGCAGCUUCGGGUAAAGUGAGUGGUCUUCAGUCACGUACCCAUUCUCGCAGUUCAGGUUGCAGAGACUUUAAAAAGUGUUCUAGGAGGAACAGUUGCAGUACAUCCUCUCCUGAAACUGCUUGGCACCCGCCAACCCAAUGUGAAGCUGUACGGUGUAGGUGGCAGGCCCACUCCAUGUAUGAGUCUCCCCAUUUCUUCUUUGAUUCCCAGAAUUGUUGGCGAUAUGCCUCUGGGGUAAUGGCAUAACCAGUGAGUAAAGCCUCUUUAACUGAGUGAUAAUGUUGUAUGUCCUCAUCAGGGAUAGCCCGGAAGGCUUUGGCAGCUUUACCGGACAAAUUUCCUGAUAGAAUGGUAACCUAUUCUUCUGUGGGUACCUUAUGUAGUGCACACUGUCUUUCAAAAUCAUGAUAACCGUCUAUCUCCCCCUCGGUUUCCUGAAAUUGUUUAAACACUGAAAACGGCACCUUUUUCCGUUCUUCUGGGAGCAUAGUAGAUAUCCCAGCUGGGCUUUCGGGCCGUUGUAUUGUGGCUAGCCAUAGCUUAUCUUCCCGUUUUUCUUCGGCUUUGGCUUCCACUGCGCUGAAUACCUGGGUGAUCAAGUCCUCCGAUGGGUUCGGCCCAUACAAUGCCAAACAUAACCAAACGUCCCACAGCGCUUCGCCUUCCUCUGUGUUCGAGACAUUUACAUCUCCCAUUGCAGCUGUUUGGUCCAAUUCGACUAAUUCCACGAUCAGUUCCUGUCGCAGUCAGUUGAUAGCGGGACGUCCAUGGUUUUCCCAUACAUCCUUUAGGGUCAGUCUUUUCAGCUUGUCAUACUGACUCUCUAUUCGUGUAACACUGCCUCUGGGGAAAAAGAACCAUCCCACCACUGCCACCAAAUGUAGCGGUCACCCCGGUGAGUAGAGGGGUUUCUACUGCCAGAGACGUCCUUUCCCCCUAGUAUGAGUAGUGUUAUAGUAUUCCAAGUAGUAAUCCAAGCAGUAAGAGAAGCAGGUAUAGCUGGUAUAGCUGUUCCCUACAAUUACGAGACGAGGCUGCAUGUUGAGGGUGAACUGAUCUGACUUUAAUGGGAGCCACAGCUGGCCUUUUAUGCAAAUCCCCACACAAGGGGUUUCUGAUGAUAUAUUCCAGGGGCAUUCACCACUGGACCUGAGAGAGGACAGCCACAUAAGCACACACAUAAUUAUAUUACCUCUCAGGUCUAGGACAUGCAUAAUAAAAAUACUCCAAAAUAUAUACUUGACAAUGAGGUACUUGAAGGAGUAGUGCUUCAAGUGCUAUAUCCCCGGAUAGCCUGGAUAUGAGCUCCCAACAUAUCUCAAAAUCACUCAGAUCCCAUGAAUGUAGCCGAAAAGACACCGGGGCAUGGAUUAGACCAACCGCACACAAGACUCCUGCCCAAAAUAGUUCCAUGCAUUAAGGCUGUGCAGUCGGUCUCUUUCAGGAGUACCAAAAUACAUCACAUUCAUAUGAAUAUCAGUUUGUACAUACAUUCCCAUAGUCUCGAGAAAUAUUUUCACUGAACAUGGUUCUGCUCGUAAGAAUAUUGUCGAACAUUAGUAUGGAUGGAAGUCUCAGUGGUGUUCGUGCCGUCGAGUCUCCGAUUUUAGUUCCAUACAUUCGAUGACCAAACACCGCUGGCCGUGUUUGUAUCGCAAGAUAGCCGCUGCCAUGUGUUCGCACAUAUGAACGACGACCACCCAGCCGACCGCUUAGAACAUUGAGGUGUUUGUGGUUAUGGAGGUGUUACUAGAGGUUAAUGGAGUCAACGAGCGGCACACUCGGCAUCUCGGUGGUCGGUCGUUUGGGAGUUUAUUCAUUAUUCGAACGAGACAAUGUUAAUAUAGGGAAUAAACGUAUUUCACCGAACAAACAGGCGAAGGAAAUUAUAAAAUCCAGGAACAGGGAGAUCUGUCACAAUAAAUAUAAGUGAUAUUUACUCUCCAAAUUGUGUGUAACCCCUUCGGUGUGUUGAGAAGGGGAAGGGUACAAAAAGCUAGAGUUGUCGGAAAAUUAUAACAAUUAUAAAAUUAUUGGAACAAAGAUAUGGUUAUUGCGCACAUAGUAGAUGAUAUUUUCGUAUUAAGUAGAUCAUUCCUAGUUCUGUAAGUAUAAAAAACAUCAUAGGGUAAUAUAUCUUAACACAGAUAAUAUUAAGAAUACUUGGAAAAACUCACAAUAUUUAGAGCCUUUCUGAGUUGGCUCUAAACUAUAGUAGCAGGUACAUCAAUCAGAUGUGGGUAUAAGGAUUCAGGUCCUUCAGAAGGUGUCAAAUGUCUUCUGUGUUGAAAAUCAGGAACCAGGUCACCAAAGUAAAUAAAGGUUAGUAUAUUUAUUUAAACAUUAUAAAAUAAAGUAGAAAAAAGCACAACGCGUUUCGACCCAAUGCAAUGGGUCUUCCUCAGGUGCAUAUCUUAUAGCAUGUACAACAACAUUCUUAUAUAGCAUAAAUACCUAAUACAAAUAAAUCACAAACAUUAACAGCUGUGUGUUGAUAGACCGUCUCCUUCACCAUAUAAGGAGUAUUUCCAGCUGUAAUUUUGGUGUUCUCGCCUCUACCAAGAUGUCCGCCGUGUGGUUACUUCCUAUGGAGGUACAUCCGACCUUCCCAAGAUGGCAUCACGUCUAUGCCAUCUCGCGACUAAUUGCUGGAUAUUGCCACUUCCGGUUUCGUCCUGCUCCGAUCACGUGGUUUCGGGGGGCGUGGGCAUAAUUAUAUGUCAAUCAUUAGUUCAUACUGUGAUAUCGAAACAGUCUCUAUAUAGGGACUAUGAAAGCCAUGUAAAAAAUGGGACAUAAAGAGAAAGGGAAAGAGAGUAUGAGAAUAUAAGAUAGUGACAAUACACAUCAAAAAAAUAAUGACGAAAAUUUAACCAACAUGACAAAUGUAAAAUCAGUGUAAAAAUAUGGUAAUUUCGAAUUGAUAACAUACAGAAUAUAUGGACAAAUAUUUCUCUAAAACCUUAGACAAAAAAGGAAGGGAAUUUUUUUUUUUUUGACUAUACACUUUGGUGAUUUUCCUGUAUGCUGCACUGGUUCUACCUGAAAUAUUUUAUUUUGCUUGUAGCACCAUCUUUUUAUCUCUAUUUUCUUUUAAUUAUAAAAGUAUAACAGUGUUUCCAUAAACUGAUGAAUUAUGAAAGUGAAAAGUGUCAAUAGUCACAUAGUGAAUAAAAAACCUUUUUGCUGUAUAUAUGUGUCAAAAGGGUACUGAUGUAAAAUGUGUAAAUCUACUAGACAACAACUAGCUAAACUGCUGUAAAAGGGUUUCAUAAAUAACUAAGUGCUCAUUGACACAAGUAACAGAAGACUUAAAGAUAUCUAGUGCUACCAUAAGGUAACAUGGAAAAGUAAUGAAAACAUAUGAUAAUCAUCUCAAGGAGAGGCAUGUACUAACUAGGGAGACAGAGAAGAACCAAUGGCUAAAAUAAAUCAUACAAGGUUAUUCACUAAAGUCCUAUUGGUCCUCCACUGAACAAGGCAAAACAGUCUGGCUGUGCAUGAGGCAAUUCAGACUGCAAAACCCUGAUAUUAUUCACAUUAUUUAACAAUGUCUAGAUUUUGCAACUCGGGUUCUGAAUAAGCCUGAUAUAGGUCCAGAUUUCAGCUGGACCAAUUUAGCCAAAAAGCUGAAAUCAAGACCUGACUGCUUCAAAAUCGGACCGGAUUUAAAAUAAAAUCUGAACUAUUUUCCAGCUGACAACGGGGACUUUUUCAAUAAUUAAUGAAGGAUGGGCAGAUUACAGUUUACACCUCUAUACCACCUGUGUCCAGUGGGUGGGGAUAUGUCCUAGUAAAUGGGGGGACAUUUGUAUGUUCCAUCUACCCCCAUCCAUGGUCAUAUCAUAUUAAAGGGGGAGGACAUAAUGUUCAAACAUUUUAAUGAAUUUUCUUUAAAAUAUAGAAAAAUGUGAAAAAGAUAAAUAUUAUCGUGUUAGUAUUUUUUUCUCAUUGGUUUAUUUAUCAUGCUUUGCAGGAAGUGGAGUGCUUGCUAUUGCUCUCAUUGCUAUAUUCUUGGAUAACAUUGAUUUAAAUACAAGACAGGCAAAGGAUGACUUUAAAGAAGAAUCUUUUGGAAAAAAAAUAAUGGCAACUAUAAGGCAUCUAAAGGAUAAGCGUCAGUGUCUUCUCAUCCCACUAACAAUGUACAGUGGUUUUGAACAAGGAUUUCUUGCUGGUGAUUAUACAAAGGUAAUAGUAACUUAAAACUCAAUGUUGAAAAACCUUGUAAAAGUGCAAUGACACUAUCCACUAAUUUUAUUAUGGCAGAUAUGCACUGUAGUGUUGCAGUAAAUAUAAACAUAUAUUACAUACUUUGCCUUGCAUCUCAUUUACAGUUAUGUAUUGAUAAAGAUAGGAUGUAAUUUACUAAGGAAAUAUCACUGCAAUCCUUUGAAAACAUGCUAAUAAGAUCUAGUUCAGAGAAGAAUUAAAAGGACACUACCAAUAACAUAAACAGUAACUAGAUUGCGUGUGCAUUACAAGAAAAACCUCAUUAUAAUAAACACAUGCCCCUGUUUUUUCCCUUUCUUUUAAUUAUUUGCAUAUAAAAAGGAAAAAUAAAGUUAGGUGUUUUUCACCUGCAUCUAUUUUGUGGAUAUUUCCAUUACGCAACAUACACAAAAUAUUACAAAAUGGGGGGCAUGGCCAACUGCCGACCUGGAUGGACGCAUGCUAAACUAGCUCCUGGCAAUCCAGGCAGUAAAUUCAUAAUUUUAGAGGUAACACACAUAUAUGGGUAACCCCAAACGAGCCCAGAGUGGUCACUCCAUGUCGGGGAAGACUCCCUCGGGUAAAUCAGGCUCCCUAACAAAGCUAAAGUAGAAAAAGCAUAAGGAAACCUAAUACCUUAAACCAGGAGUGGAUAUCCACACACACAAAAAAAAAAUAAUAAAAAAAAUAAAAAUAAAAAUUGAAUAAACAAGAUUACUGGAUAGCUAUUGAAGCCAACAAAUGCAAUAUAGAGAUAUAUCUAUUACAAUUUGGUAAAGUGCACAGUCUUAAUGUAAAUAUAUAAAUGUCCAAAGACAGUCCUUAUAAUGUGUGCUCACAUAAAAAAAUCAAAUGGUUUAUACACCCCUACAUAUCUAGCAGGGAAACUUGCCAGUAUGAGCUAAUUCUAUAGUAACAGACUGAAUAAAAGUAGCGACUAUCAGUAUGUUACAAAAAGAAAGCAAACAGCCGUCAAAUGUAGCAGAAGUGUAACUGUGUGAACAGUUACACAUCUAGAAUAAAAGCGUUCCUUUAGCUGACCCAAGGUGGUGCUGUAUAGUAUAUAGAUCUUCCCAAAGUCACAAAAUAUUACUUAUAUAGACUUUAUUAAGCAAACAAGAUAAGUUAAAAAAUGCAAUUGCAUAAAAUCCGCUCACAAAAAGCAGAUAGAAGGGAACUUUACUGUUGAUGUCUUCCCCCCAAGUGUUACUGCAAACUCUCGGUAUACUGCCUCCUCAAAGCUGGCUUCAGAGAUAGUAUCGAUCGUGGUGAGAAACAACUCGUCGAGGGGAUCCACCGCGUGCGUUCCACUUCACUUCCGCAUGCGUUCCACUGUGAGCGUGUGUACGAAAAGAUGCAGCCUAACGCGUUUCGUGACUUCCUGUCACUUCAUCAGAGGUAUGCAUCUAUGGGAUGCCGGUCGGGUUUAAAUACCCCUUUGGCAAAAUAUUAACCCCAUCCUUACUUUAUGAUAAAAAAAUAAAAAACAGCAUCUGCCUGUCACUAUGUCAAUAAUACAUUGAAACAAAUUAUAAAGAGAUACUUCUCCUCAAGCAUAUAAAAUGAAAGCAAUAUAUAAAAACAAUAUAUAAAAACAAUAUAUAGAAAACAAUAUAUAAAAAAUACAUCAAAAUAAAAGACUUACAUUAAAAGCAAGCUCAAUUAUUACCACUUACUUAAUUCAUUAAUUUAAAACAUGGAUCAAUCUCCCUCAACUAAAAACACAAAUUAAUUAAAAACAGAGAGGAAAAAAUUACUGAGGUUAUUAAGAAAUACACAUAAAAGUUCAUCAUAUGGAAUAUUGCAAUAAUACAUCCGGGAGCAACUUGUCAUAAAAAAAAAUAAAUUACAAAAAAGCAUUCAAUUCAAAGUCCAAGUUAAGACCCUUAGGUUCUAAAGUAUCCAACUGGAAAAUCCAUUUUGCUUCUGCUCUAUCAAGAACUUUUUCAAAAUCGCCUCCUCUCCAAUGCAGAAAAACUUUCUCUAUAGCCAUAAAAAAUAGUUCUCCUGGAUCACUAGAGUGCGUAAUUUGAAAAUGUCUCGAGAGGUUAUGUGUUGUAAGGCUCUUUUUUAUGUUCCGGAUAUGUUCAGCUAUCCUGACUUUAAAUGGUCUUUUCGUCCUACCGAUGUAAUAUUUACCACAUGGGCAGAUAAGUAGAUAGAUUACUCCACUUGAAUUGCAAUUUAGGUGUCCUAACAUAAUUCUUUUUUUCCCUAUCGUUUCAAGUGGAAUUUUUUCCUCUUGGUUCUUUCUGAUUUUUAACUUUACUAUUCACACCUGUUGGGAAAGAAAAUUAUGGCUCUUAAUCGCAAUCUGGAUUUUAUUAGGGAGACAAGGAGAAAUAAUUUUAACCAGAUGAUGCUUGAGGAUUGUGCAAUAAAAAAUGAUGAAAAAUAAGAAUCCCCCUCUACAAAAAGACCUGCAGACACUAGAUCUAAAAUUUAUAAACUUGGAGAUUUAUUGGAACAGGAGACACAGAUAUGGUGGGAUAUUACUAGUUUUGAAUUCUAUGUGGCUAAUAAUAUAGUACCAAGGGGAUUAAGAUGACAAAAACCCCUAGCUUAUAAAAAUAAAGAUGAAAGGAUCCUAUUGAAAUGGGAUCAGCUCCUUGACAAAGGUUCUCUAUUAUUGAUCAUUUUUCUGAUUAAUGAGAAAAAAAAGGAACUAGAGUUAAUUGAAAUUGAAAUUGAAAAACUUAAAUCAGAGAUUACCCCAGAAGUAGAAGACGGUACAUUCGCUGAACUGUUGGACAAAAUUGAGAGAAGAGUAAAAGAUUUGGAAGUUAAGAUAAAAGAAGGAAAAAGAAAGAAAAUAAGUAGAGAUAAGGAAGAUUAUGAGAAAGGGAUACAGCGAAAUUGGAAUAAACAUAGAAAUAUACGUAAUCUCCAUCAUACACAACAUCAUGAAAGAAAUCAAAUUCCACCUUUACAGCAGGGAAGAAAACCUAAUGAAAGGGUCAGUAAAAAUAUGUCCCACCAUAAUAGGGACGAUAUUAGGAGACCCUACCGAAAGACCUCCACGCCAAAAGGAAGAUAUCCUUUGCAGCAUAAACCCCUUACACCAAGAAGGAGAUAUAAUACAUUCCGGAACACAAGAUGGGAAAAUGAACAAGUAAGAACUCCGUAUAAUGAGAGAAGACACAUUAGUGACUGGAGGACUGUUAAUCAUAACGCUAGAGUCCCACACUGUAAUUUAGCCACAACGACUAAGCCAGUGGAGAGUCACCCUGAGCGGAUUUCCCAGGUAUCUUUUUUAGGGAAUCUCCUGGAACAAAGGGAGGAGACAAGAACAGCUUUGAAAAAAACAUGGAGAGAGCGGAGGGAUCCCCCUUGGUCCCCAGUGGAAAGGAAAAGACCAAGAAGAGAAGAAGACACAGAACGAAGAGACUAA